Anopheles marshallii is the source of this 1806-nucleotide messenger RNA. RefSeq names its product peroxisomal targeting signal 1 receptor (gene Pex5). Lineage: Eukaryota; Metazoa; Arthropoda; Insecta; Diptera; Culicidae. Bases 1 to 1806 code for a protein of 601 amino acids. The transcript has 3 exons. Gene Ontology annotation, molecular function: protein binding. Gene Ontology annotation, biological process: protein import into peroxisome matrix, docking. Gene Ontology annotation, cellular component: peroxisomal membrane; cytosol. The record is from RefSeq and is a predicted model, not a curated record.
AUGUCCUUCAAGGAUCUUAUCGAACCGGAAUGUGGAGGAGCGAACCCGUUGAUGAACCUGGGCCGGCAGGUGCGGCGUGAUGUUGCCCUACAGGACGAAGGUUUGGCGGGUGGACGAAGUUCUUUCGCCGGAGCAGAUCGAGAGCUUGUGAAGGAAUACAUGGACCAAAUAGCACCGGGUCCACAAACCUUUCGCAUGGAUGAGCUGCUGAAGGAGAUGCGUGAAAUUGAUGCCCACAACCAUCGGCAGCAGCAAAUGGUAGGGCCGGGUCGAUCAAUCGAUAUGGUAGGACCUGGUGGAGCUUGGGCCGAGGAAUUUCGCUCUGAUGCCGCCCAUCCGAGAGAGGAAAGCAAGCUUUCGAGUGUUUGGUCUCAAUCGCAAUUGCCACCAAUUCAUGCCAAUAUGCGAGAGGCCACGAAUCAGCAGCCCACCAUUCGGCAAGCGGCCAGUGACAUGAUGUAUCACGCUUACGGUGGACAAAUGUACAAUCCAAACAUACGUCAGAGUGAGUUUGUACGCUUUAUGGGCAACGUAAGUGCGGGAAAUGUGCGGAUCAACGAUGGAAGUGUUGAGGUGUCGCACAGCGUAUGGGAGAAUCGAUUCGAUGAACUGGAAGCAAGCUCGUCAAAGAGGAAAGUGCAGCAGCAAGAACAAAAACCAGCCGAAACACAACAACAGGAAGAUGACUGGGCGAAGGCAUUUGUGGACGAAAAACAGGAACAGGAUGAAGCCUCAGACAAUUUUAACAAGCAGUUCUGGGAGCGUCUGCAAGACGAAUGGCGAACGCUGUCGGAGGGCGAGGGCAAGCAUCCGUGGCUGUCAGAAUUUAAUGAUUUUUACGAUCCCUUCAAGGAGUACAAAUUCGACGAAGAAAACCCGAUGGAGGACGUGGAGAAUGCGUUCGAGAAGGGUAAAGCGUUCCUGGAACAGGGUGACAUUCCGAGUGCAGUCCUGUGCUUUGAGUCAGCCGUCAAACAGGAUCCGGAGAAUCCGGAAAUUUGGGAAAAGCUAGGCUUUUCACAGGCAGAGAACGAGAAAGAUCCGAACGCGAUCGCUGCAUUCAACAAGGCACUUUCAUUCAACCCCAAUAACAUGCCGGUUCUGAUGGCUUUAGCCAUAUCCUACACUAACGAGGUGUUGCAAAACCAGGCCUUACGGAUGUUAGUUCGCUGGAUGAAAUGUAAUCCGAAGUAUGAGCAUCUGGUACCGCCGGAGAUGCUUCAAGCGGAGGAUUCGCCCAUAGCAAGCUCGCUGAUGGGCGGACCGAAAUUAAAGGACGUGCAGGAACUCUUCAUAAAGGCUGUACAACAGUCACCAACCGAGAUCGAUGCGGACAUACAGGAAGCGCUUGGCGUGCUGUUCAAUCUAUCAUCUGAGUUUAACAAGGCGGUUGACUGUUUCAAUGCCGUAUUACAGGUACGUCCGGAAAGUUCCAAGGCGUGGAACCGACUGGGCGCCAGUUUAGCCAACGGCAAUCGUGCAUUGGAAGCGGUUGAUGCGUACCAGCGUGCACUCGCGUUCCAUCCUGGGUUCAUUCGUGCCCGGUUCAACGUUGGCGUGAUUUGUGUCAAUUUGAAGGCGUACAAGGAAGCGGCAGAACAUCUGUUGACGGCGCUGAACAUGCAGGCAAACUCAGCCGCUCGUUCCGGGCUGAAGGUGCAGUCGAUGUCUAAUCAAAUGUCCGGUGCAAUCUGGAGCUUGCUGCGCAUGGUGCUGUCGCUUAUGAACAGGAAAGACCUGCAUAUUGCCGUAGAGAAACGAGAUCUGGAGGUGCUUAAUCGAGAGUUUCCGAUGAGCAACGACUAA